Molecule: messenger RNA, 1341 nt
Organism: Thunnus maccoyii (southern bluefin tuna)
Lineage: Eukaryota; Metazoa; Chordata; Actinopteri; Scombriformes; Scombridae
Gene: foxl3
Product: forkhead box L3
Exons: 3
Coding region: 17-1063 (348 amino acids)
Biological process (GO): cell differentiation; regulation of transcription by RNA polymerase II; anatomical structure morphogenesis
Molecular function (GO): DNA-binding transcription factor activity, RNA polymerase II-specific; RNA polymerase II cis-regulatory region sequence-specific DNA binding
Source: RefSeq, a predicted model, not a curated record
UUGAAAUUUGAAAUUCAUGCAGAUGGCAAAAGUGGUGCACAAGACCAUAAGAGCAGAGUUCAAAGACCUGAGGGAGGUGUUCUUGACUCUUGAGACCUCAAGCCGUUCCUGGAGAGCAGCUGGGAUGAGGAGGGGAGAGGGGGGCUGGAGGCAGCCGUCAUCAGCAGAGCUCAGAGUGAGUGUCAGCUGGCUGAGCAGAGCAUGGUGGCAGAGCAGAGCAGAGCAGCGGGACAGGGUGUUGCUGCUGGGCUUUGGCCAGGAGAGUCACAGGAGCCAAACUGUUCAGAGCACACGACUGACCCCUCAAAGUGUAGAUAUGUUCGAUAACUCUCACUACCCGUUCAACUGUUUUAACUAUGAUGGAGACGGAUACCCUUCUUCUAGCACAGAUGAAGAGAAGAAAAUGUGCAGACCCGCAUACAGCUACAUCGCUCUGAUAGCCAUGGCCAUCCAGCAGAGCCCCGAGCAGCGGGUCACUCUGUCGGGCAUCUACGAGUUCAUCAUGAAGAGAUUCCCAUACUAUCGCUCCAACCAGAGAGCCUGGCAGAACUCCAUCAGACACAACCUCUCCCUCAACAGCUGCUUCAUCAAGGUUCCUCGGACAGAAGGCAAUGAGAAGGGAAAGGGAAACUACUGGACUUUUGCCACUGGCUGUGAAUCCAUGCUUGACCUGUUUGAAAACGGCAACUUUCGGCGUCGCCGGCGCAGGAGGAACAUGAAAAUCGGUCUCCGUGAUUCAGGAGAAACCCCUUUCCAUCCUUUAGAGAGCCACAGCAAUCACCACGUACCCGCAGCCCGGCACCCUGAACCCGACUCCACCCUCUGCCCUCUGAACCCUGAGAGGCCAAGGACGGGCCCCCAGCCAAACCACCUCAUCCCAAACCCCAGCCAGGGGAAACCAGAGUCAGAGAUCAAGUUUAGCAUUGACUACAUUCUGUCUACUCCAGAUCCACCCCUGCCGGGGUUCAGAUCCUCGCACGGCCCUGUGCACAUAGGACCCACGGGGCCACCCAUACACGUUCUGGAGCCCCAACACCUGAAUCUACACUUCUGGACUCUGUGAGAGAGAGAGGAGGAGGAGCGGAAAGCAGAGAUUGAACUUAUUCCUUUAGUAGCGUCUGUGUCUGAAACUGGGAAGUACUGUGAGGACAGAAAUUCCCCAAGAGGAAAUUUACUGACUUGAAAAUGUAACCGAGGAACAAAAUAAAGAGGUACAGUAUUAUAUGAUGGAUUCUAGAUGGAAAAAAGUCACUUAAAGAAAGCAACAUGCUAUCUAAGAAUUCAUCCAAAAGAAAAAAAUGUGAACAAUACCACAUUCAUAUUGUCAUUAUACUGUAUGUG